This is a messenger RNA of Trichogramma pretiosum, 3551 nucleotides long. RefSeq names its product 14-3-3 protein zeta (gene 14-3-3zeta). Gene Ontology annotation, cellular component: cytoplasm. The record is from RefSeq and is a predicted model, not a curated record. The transcript is spliced from 5 exons. Lineage: Eukaryota; Metazoa; Arthropoda; Insecta; Hymenoptera; Trichogrammatidae. Bases 367 to 1110 code for a protein of 247 amino acids. Gene Ontology annotation, biological process: signal transduction.
UUCGUCGAUCGGCUACUUUCAGGUCGUCUGCGUUCUUGCGUCUCUCUCUCUCUGCUGCGAUCCCGUACAUGCAUAUAUACACCGUCAGUGUGUGACUCUCUCGCGUAUUAAAUAAUAAUCAACGCGUGUAUACAGUUAAGUAAGUGUGUUUGUGCGUAUUUUUUUUUUCUCGAUAGUCGAGAAGCGCGCGGCAGCAAGAGACUCCGCAUCCCAUCUCGCCUGCUCCACCACCACCACCACCACCACCACCACCGUCGUCGCCGCCGUCGCCGCCACCAACAGCGUGUCGCACCAGUUUUUUGUUGUGCGCGAUCAUCAUCUCGUUCGAGGUAGUAGCUGAUUAAUAAAGAAGACAGGGAUAAAGAAAUGUCGGUCGACAAAGAAGAGCUGGUGCAGCGCGCGAAGCUGGCCGAGCAGGCCGAGCGCUACGACGACAUGGCCUCGGCGAUGAAGUCCGUGACCGAGACCGGCGUCGAGCUGUCGAACGAGGAGCGAAAUCUCCUCUCGGUGGCCUACAAGAACGUGGUCGGCGCGAGGCGCAGCUCGUGGCGCGUCAUCUCGUCGAUCGAGCAAAAGACCGAGGGCUCCGAGCGCAAACAGCAGAUGGCCAAGGAGUACAGGGAAAAGGUCGAGAAGGAGCUCAGGGAGAUCUGUUACGAUGUUCUGGGUCUUCUUGACAAGUACCUCAUCCUCAAGGCGAGCAACGCGGAGAGCAAAGUCUUCUACCUCAAGAUGAAGGGAGAUUACUUCAGGUAUCUUGCGGAGGUUGCCACCGGUGACAAUAGAUACGCCGUCGUAGAGGACAGUCAAAAGGCAUACUCGGACGCGUUCGAAAUCAGCAAAUCCAAAAUGCAGCCAACCCAUCCAAUCAGGCUAGGACUCGCGCUCAAUUUCUCCGUCUUCUAUUACGAGAUUCUAAAUUCGCCGGACAAGGCCUGCCAGUUGGCCAAACAGGCAUUCGACGAUGCGAUUGCCGAGCUCGACACACUAAACGAGGACAGCUACAAGGACUCGACGCUGAUAAUGCAGCUGCUGCGUGACAACCUCACCCUAUGGACCAGUGACACACAGGGUGACGGCGACGAGCCACAAGAGGGCGGCGACAACUAACCCUCAUAAAACCAAUAAAACACAAAAAAAAACACAUUACUUAUAUAUAAAUAAAAUAUAAGCGCGCGAGUCUUCAAGAACAAUUGAAGAAGAUUAAGAAAAAAAAACAAAUAUACAAAAACAACAAAACAACAAUGAUGAAAAAUGAAAAAAUCAGAAAAUAAUUAUUAUACUAUUUGAAUAACAAGACACAGGAAAAUUGCCUCCUUCAAUUUCAUCAUCUGUCUCCUUACUCUUACCUCCCCCCCCCCCCCCNCCCUCCGUUCAAUCAGAAAUUCCUUGUCCAUAAACUUUACCUCAAGUUCGUGUGUGUGAUAAUAUCCCUCGGGGGUAAAAUUCUCUUGUCACGUCAUCGAAGUUUUUCGCUUCAGUGGUUUAUACCUGUAUUUACACUCUAAUCAGUAUAUAAACGAUUUUUCACUAUGUUUAAGACUAGUUAAAAUGAAAGAAGAACGGACUCGACAAAGAAUUUACCAAUUGUAAACAAAUCAGAGGGAUAUUUUAUAAAAACGUCCUAUUUGUCAUGUAUAUGGGUAAUAAAUAAAAAAAAACCACACAAACACAAAACGCCGCGUAAAUUAGCACCUUUUUCACCCGAUCACUGAGUACUGAUUCCAUCGUGACUCUUUCCUGGAAUUAUUCAUUUCUGAAAAAUCUUUUUCACGAGACGAUUAAUCGAUCAUGAAAAUUUACAUAGAGUCAAUACUUGGUGUCUAAAAAAACGAAAAGUAUGUCUUUCCCCUCUUUCGCCUCUUGUCUAUUUGUACUUCAUCAAAACUCAUUUUAUCAUGCCGCUUCGUACCCUUCUUUUUCACGACCUUCCUUCAGAAAGUAUAAGAACGCAUUUUCUCUCGCAACUACUUCCCUCCGGGUGCCUUCCUCUCUCUUUCUCUCUCUUUCCAACUUUCCAACUUCGAAUUUCAUGUAUGCAUCUCUGUGAAACAAUUUGCAUUUCUCACCUUCUCUCGUUUAUCUUCCUUUCACUGGUUUCCGCAUUAAUUUAGGGCCAGCGAGAGGAAGAAAAAUUGUAACAAUUCGCGCGAGCUUUAUAGCUCGGGCAAAGAGAAGAUGAAACGUGUAAAUCUGUUUUCAUCGGUGUGAAACAUAAAAAAACUAUUAUAUUUGAAGAGAACCAAACACUUUGAUGGAAGAGUGAAGCGCUCAAUUUUUAAUGGUAUAUAAUGGAAUUAUGUGUGAAUACAUACUAUUUAUAUAUUAAAAAGAAAACAAAAACCAAAAAACUUGAAAGAUAAUAUCAUCUUGAAUUUUACUUUUUAACGCAACACACGCUUCAACUUACAUACUUGUUCAAUCAAAAAAAAAUGAAAGAAAUAACAAAACGACGAAGCAAAAUUUAAUGGACAUUGUUCUUAAUAUCCUCUUUGAUGUUGUGAAUCAAAUUCAAGUUUUACUGCAAAAAAGCCGAGAGAAUGGAAGAAUAUGUUUUCUGAAUCAAGGUGGUAUGCAUGAGCGUGCGCGCACACACACACGAAGGAGAAGCGUCGAAAUGUCAGAAUAAACAAUUAAUAUUGUAAUAGCGAAACCAUUUAAGCUUUAAACAAAAAAUAAAGAAAAAUUUAACGUGACAUUGUGUGUAAGUUCGAGCUAAAUUUACUGUCAUUUAAUUAUUAUAAUACAUGUAAUAUGUAAAAAUGCGGCUCGAUCGAUGGGUUUCGAUUAGAAAACUGAUAAAUGAAAUAAGACAAAAAAAAACAAAUAAUGACUCACGAAUUAUCUUCAUCUUCUUUUUAACAAUUAUGAUGAUUACAAGAUGUUUAUUCGGUUUCUCUUUUUUCGUUUGUGUUACUUGUCCGUUAAUUAUUUAUCAUAUCAUUAUAUUAUAUUUACUUUUUUAAUUACUUAUACUUUUCUUCUUACCUGUAUCUUUUAUUACUACUGCAUACUACCAAUCAGUUUUUCGUUGUGAUACAAGAUUUUUUUUUAUAAAUAACAACAGCAUUGUGAAUGCGGCGUUUAUAUAUGAUAUAUAUAUUUUUUUUUUUCGUGAACAAAAGCCAUCUGAGUACCAAGUACUGAAAUUUUGUAUUCGAGAAAAAAUAGUAGGUGUUAUUCCUUCGUUAUUUUUGUUUUCCUUGUUCAAAUGAGAGUGUUUAAUGAUCGCGCAUUGGUAAAUAUGAUCGUUUUUUGAAUGUCCAAUUUUAUAUUAAUGCGACAUAUUACAUGUCAAAGUAGAGUGAACAAAAAAGAAGAAAUUAGAGCAUUUUUACACAUUUUAACGUGCUUUUACCAGAACCGAUUAGCAAAAUAAAGAGGAUGAUAAAAAGUGUGUUAAUUAAAAGUAUUUUGCCCGUUGAUGAUUAUCGAUCUUGGAUUGUAAUUUUUACUUUGCCGUUAUUAUUUUUCUCGCGAUCGUUACUUUUGUAAUUACUUUAGUAACAAAGUAAAAUAAGGAAGAAUUAAAAAAUUCCAGAAAAAAUAAA